AUGCAUGUCUCCGUUCUUCUUCUCCUUUCGCUCACAACAGUUGCCACCGCCCGCACCAGAGCCAGCUGGGCCUGGUCAUCGCUCGGCUGCUUUGUCGAUCGCGAUGUUCCAAAUCGUCUCCUCGGGUCUGUCAUCAUGACUGACGCUUACGAGCAAACUGUGGAGCGAUGCUUGGCCAGAUGCAGCGCGUACAACUAUGCACUUGUCGAGAAUGGCCGAGAGUGCUUUUGCGGAAGUACUAUCAACAACGGAACAUCGGCCGCGAUGAGUGAGUGUAAUUUCAAGUGUCCUGGGGACAGUACAGAGGUUUGUGGUGGGGUGUGGAGGGGGGAGAUCUACGAGAAGGGCCCAAGUGCUUGGUGUGUGGGUGCUCCUGGGCCGAUCUUUACAAGCGAGGAAAAGCAUUUCCAAGUACAGGAAUUGUGA
Messenger RNA from Morchella sextelata, 426 nucleotides. RefSeq lists its product as uncharacterized. Lineage: Eukaryota; Fungi; Ascomycota; Pezizomycetes; Pezizales; Morchellaceae. The record is from RefSeq and is a predicted model, not a curated record. The transcript is spliced from 3 exons. The coding region runs from base 1 to 426 and encodes 141 amino acids.